Messenger RNA from Spinacia oleracea (spinach), 3502 nucleotides. Its product is annotated as scarecrow-like protein 30. NCBI's taxonomy places the organism in Eukaryota, Viridiplantae, Streptophyta, Magnoliopsida, Caryophyllales, Amaranthaceae. The transcript has a single exon. The record is from RefSeq and is a predicted model, not a curated record. Bases 1171 to 3228 code for a protein of 685 amino acids.
AUUUCAUGAUACUUUUGGGCCGAAGGUGCCUUCUCAAAAGGCAUGGAUGUGUCCAUUUUAGUUUGGGCCUUGGGAUCGGGUCCAAUCUCCUGUAAUCCUAUAUUGGUGAUUGGUGAUUGGUGGAUCCCAAAGAAAACUUGAAUGUGAGCUUCUAGAACAUAUGGGGUUGGUGCCCAUUAUUGGAAGGGGAAGCUUGGGAGAUAAGCCAAAACAGUGGACCAUUCAUGUAUUGACCAGGCAGCUGGGUCAACGCAUGCAAUUGCAUGCGUCACUGUUGACGUUUGUUCGUUACACAUUAUUUGUUGAUUAGUUGGAGUAAGAUUAUGCUUUUUAAUCAUGAUUAUUGAUUAGAGAGGAGUUAGUGUGGACUAGUUUAAUUAGUCUAAAAUAUUCUACUUACUCAAUCCUUGGCUCAAAUGACAAAUGACAAAUGACGAAAGUGGUCUGAAAUCGCACAAUUCCACGUUGGUAUUGUAUUUUUGUUGGUACAAUGGGUAUGAUUAUUAAGGUAUUGUUAAUGUUUGUAAAAAAUGGACGGCAAAUGGGCACAUGAUCUCAAUUACUAAGGAAUCUUAUGCGACUACUAUGUUAAGAUUUGUUUCCGACAUUAAUCCUACACAUUUCCCCGUUUCACGUGGAUUUACUUUCAACUCACUGUAAAUCCCACUAAAUUACCCGUUAACUAUGCUCAAUCACGAUUCAAAACUAAUAGCAAUAACAUUCAUGCAAGACUAACACACUCCAACAAAAAUAAUGCAACAAAAUGUAUGUUAUUCUUUUUAUGUAAGCAUGUUCUACCAAGUUUCUUGGUUAAUAUUUAAGAAUUCCAUAUCCAUACUACUCCAAGAAAUACUCGUAUAUAUUUUGGCGUCAUUUCUGAUUAGAUACCUGAAUCUAUGUUUAAAAAGUCAACACUUCCUCAAAAGUCCUGCCUUUGACAUUUCUUCAAUUUCCUCUUCAGAUUUCUACCUUUUGUUUUCGUUGUUGUCUUCCUCAAUUUCCCCCACUACGUUGAUCUGAACAUAAGUACGUUUUAUUUUAAUUCUUGAUCUUUUUGUAACCCAGAUUUUGGGAUUACUGUUUCGUUGCCCACCAACUGUUUGAUGUUUUAUCUGUAAGAAACUCGUUGAUUUUUCUCAACUUUUCUUUGAUUUUUGGUUGGGAAACCAAAUGAAUUUCGAUCCUGCGGAAGGGUAUCCGAGCUUUCAAAGCACUGUAGAUUGUGUUAAUGGAAAUGGGUCUUUUAAAGAGUGUGGUUUAUAUGAAGAACCCAUCUCCUUAAAUGACCGACAAUAUGAUUUAUACUAUCAAACCCAUGAAGAUAAUUCAGAAAUACCUGAUUUUCCUGAUGCUUGUCUUAAGUAUAUGAAUGAUAUUCUCAUGGAAGAGGAUUUAGAUGAUAGGCCUGCUACUUUGCAGGAUUAUCAUGCCCUCCAAGCCACUGAGAAGUCAUUUUAUGAUGUUCUUUGCGCCGAUCAAAGACCGUUAUCAGAUGAUCUCAACAUUAGUUGCAGCAGUGAGAGGGGCACUGGUAGAUAUGGUACCAGUGUCAAGUCCAAUUGGAUGAUCCAUCAAAGUCAAUCAGUGGGAUUUCAACAAUUUGAUGAUACUCAUCAUGUGUUGGAGUCAACUUCAGAGGGUUCUGGGUCAAGCAGUAGCUUCAAUUAUUGGAGGGAUGGGAUUGCAGACUCUCCUGUCAGCACAUUAUUUGACAAUGAGCUGAGCAAUGUAGUCAAUUCCGGUAUGAGUCGGGUUUACAGGGAGAUGAAUUAUAAUAAGGGUGUUGAAGGCGGAGAAACAAGGGAAGAGCUUGGUAAUGGAUCUAAGGGAAGGAAGAAUCACCAUCAAAGAGAAAAUGCUGGUGACCUGGAAGAGAGGAGUGCAAAGCAACUAGCUGCUAAUAAUGAGGAAUAUUCAGAAAUGGAAAAGUUUGAUGAUGUAUUGAUUAGCAAGGAAGAAAACAAUGAUAUUUCACCUUGUACUAGCAAAAGUUCUGUUAAGGAAGGCAGUCAAAACUCAGAGCAGGAUGAAAAUCCAAAAGGGUCUAAGAGCAAGCGUAAAACAAAGCGUGGUAAGAAAAAGAUUAAUACAGAAGUGGUGGAUCUUAGGACUCUCCUGAUUCAGUGUGCAGAAGCUGUAGCGUGCGCUGAGAUUAGAAAUGCAAAUGAGCUACUGAAGCAAAUUAGGCAACAUGCUACACCAUUUGGGGAUAGUGUACAGAGAGUAGCACAUUAUUUUGCAGAUGGCCUUGAAGCACGCAUGACAGGCACAGGAUCAGAGUUAUACAAAGCUUCUGAUUGGAAGAGAUUUUCUUCCUAUGAUAUCUUGAAAGGUUACAAAUUAUAUGUUUCAGCUCUUCCUUUCCAGAGAACGUCCUAUUUCUUAGCAAAUCAAACAAUAGCAAAGUUGGCUGAAAAAGCAUCAAAAUUACACAUUAUUGAUUUUGGCAUCUUUAUGGGUUUCCAAUGGCCAUGUCUUAUUCAAACUCUCUCAAGAAGACCUCUUGGACCUCCUAGGCUUAAAAUUACAGGAGUAGAAAAUCCAAAGAGUGGUUUCAAACCUGCACAAACAGUUGAAGAGACCGGUAGAAGAUUAGCAGGUUACUGUGAGAGAUUUGGGGUGCCUUUCGAGUUUCAGGCCAUUGCACAGCAAUGGCAUACCACAAAGCCAGAAGAUUUCAAUAUAGAAAGUGAUGAGCUUGUUGUAGUCUCUUGUCUUUACAAGUCAAGAAGGCUUCCUGAUGAGACUGUUGAUGGUAGCAGCCCGCGUGAUUCUUUCUUGAGAUUGGUCAGAAGCUUAAAUCCUGAGCUUUUCAUCCACGGUGUUAUCAAUGGUACAUUCAAUGCUCCCUUCUUUAUCACUCGAUUCAGGGAAGCACUCUAUCACUACUCUUGUUUGUUCGAUGUGUUUGAAGUUACCAUGCUUCGUGAGGAUCAGGAUAGGCAACUGAUAGAGAAUUACUUAUACGGUAAAGAUGCCAUGAAUAUAGUAGCUUGUGAGGGGACUGAAAGAAUUGAGAGGCCCGAGACUUACAAGCAGUGGCAAAUGCGCCAUCAGAGGGCUAGAUUCAUGCAGGUGCCGCUUAAUCAGGAAAUUGUAAAUAAAGCAAGGGCAAUGGUAAGAGCAAAUUACCACAAGGAUUUUAUGGUGGAACAAGACAAGCAUUGGUUGGUUCACGGUUGGAAAGGAAGGAUUUUGAGUGCAAUGUCCUGUUGGAAACCUGCUUAAACAGAUCAAAAUGAACAUUAACAUUUUCAAUUAUAAUGAAGCCAAAAAAUAAAAAAUCUUUCUGCUCCAUCAGAAUCAAAUAUAGCAGCUGCAAUCGAAUCAAAACUACUCAUAACAUGUUUUGUAAUAUUGUAGUUUAAAAGGCUUGUACUUAGGACUGAUUGUAGCUGGUAACUCUGAAAUUAAAUUAUAUCAAUAAAUUAACUUCUUCCCUGUAACAUUUUUUCAAAGUCAUCGUCUGUUCUAUGUUUAUACAAUUAUCAGUUUUUUUUUA